AUGUGGCCAUUGGCAGGCGUAACAGUAGCCUCCCUUGGGUUGGCUUACUAUUCGACCCAACCACGUUUCCAGAUUAGCAACGAAAGCAAGACUUUUACCGGUGGGGACCAGCAAUGGGUCGACUUGAAGUUGAAAAGCAGCGAGCAGUUGUCGCACAACACCAAGCACUUGACUUUUGAGUUGGCCAAUCCGCAAGACGAGUCCGGUUUGGUUGUUGCUUCAAUGUUGAUGACCAAGUUUGUCACCCCCAAGGGCAACAAUGUCAUUCGACCAUACACCCCUGUCUCUGAGCCAGAGCAGAAGGGAACCAUUGAUUUUGUCAUUAAGAAAUACGAGGGUGGCAAAAUGUCGACUCAUAUCCACGACUUGAAACCAGGGGAAACUUUGUCCUUUAAAGGUCCCAUUGUCAAGUGGAAAUGGGAACCAAACCAGUUCAAGUCGAUUGCUUUGAUUGGCGGUGGUACCGGUAUCACUCCCUUGUACCAAUUGUUGCGUGACAUCACUGACAAUCCCGAAGACAAGACCAAAGUCUCCUUGAUUUACGGAUCCAAGUCUCCAGACGACGUUUUGCUCAAGGACCAAAUCGACGAGAUUGCCAACAAGCACAAGGAACAGGUUAAUGUGACUUUUUUCGUUGAUGAGAACAAAACCAACAAGGAGUGGGAUGGCGAAGUUGGAUAUGUUACUAAGGAGUUUUUGGAAAAAGAGUUGGACAAGCCAAGUCCCGACUUUAAAGUCUUUGUUUGCGGUCCACCGGGCUUCUACAAGGCCAUCUCCGGUGUCAAGGUGUCUCCAUCCGAUCAAGGUGAAGUCGAAGGUGCUUUGAAGGACUUGGGCUACAGCAAGGAACACGUUUUUAAAUUUUAG
Molecule: messenger RNA, 867 nt
Organism: Lodderomyces beijingensis
Lineage: Eukaryota; Fungi; Ascomycota; Pichiomycetes; Serinales; Debaryomycetaceae
Source: the annotation of a GenBank genome assembly